GAUGACACAAGCUCUUGAAGACGAUAGUACCACACUGAUAAUACCUGGGCCUGACGAGAUUGCCAUCAAGUUAGAACCUCUGGCUCUCUCUAAUCUUCAAGACUCUGAGGACCGUGAUAAAACAGCACCAUUACCCACGUCUAAUCAGGCAGAGCACAGUUUGCACAAUGGAUCAACUGUGAGCACAAAACACGAUUUCGGGAGCCCAAGAAGAAACUCCAGAGUAAGAUGUGACACAGCAGAUACAGACACUGAUUGUUAUGUUACAGAAGAGUCCCGGAACUACUUCCUCAGCAAUGAGUCAAGUGAUUACAGCAAAUUGGGAAGCUACCCAAAGCACCACAGGACAUGGCAAAAGGUUUCAUAUCGUCGAAACUCAGGAUUUCAGUCGGAAAUGGACGAAAAUCACUUUUGUGCAAAACUUUAUCAUACAAAACGAAAAAUUCUUCACUUAAAAAACUAUCACGAUGAAGCUAGGGCUAUGCGAGAUAUAUCAAAGUUUGUUAAACAUCCAAUUGUUCUUUUCAAAAUUCACCAUACCUUAUGGGAAGACAUUGCAAAGGAAAUGAUUGUUACACUCGCUGAAGAGAAGCCUGAUUUGAAUCUGGACAUUGAGCUUACUUUAAAAUCCGUAACCAGUAAAGAUGCAGAUUUUGUGAUCCCUGAAUGUGUCCAAGGUAUCAGCGAGUCACCCCACGGUCCAGUCACCGAGCAGAGUUUCAUCACAGUGAUAGGGAUAACCAACGCAGUGACAGACAGCCAGGUGGUGAUGUGCUUGUUAAAACAGCCCUUUAACUUUGGCAUCGGAGCAGAAGAGAUCAGAUUUGUCUGCUUGGUUUUAGCACCGAUCAAACACACAAAACACACCAAGUCUGCUCUAGAAGUAGCCAGAACCUACUCGACUUUAUUUGCUGAUGACAGACUGAGGAGAAACCUCUUGAACACUCACUCUCCUGAAGAAUUCGCCCAUGAAUUUGAACUUGAGUGUUCAAGAAUUCAAAUAGAGCAUCAAAAGAGGAUGAAGCGAUUGAACGCUAUGCCUGCAAAUUUAAAAGUUAGAGAAUAUAAUUCAUCUCAAAGCUUACCCCAAGUCAAAGAAUCGAUGGAGGGAGUGACGUUUGUUCCUGGACGUGAUCUUCUGAAAGACAUAGAGAACAGAGCUAAGCAUUACUUCUCAGACUAUUUUGGUGACCUCAAGGAUGGCACCAGUAUACAAAAGAUCAUUUCAACAACACUAUUUCUCUACUUUGCUCUAUUACUGCCAGGUAUUGCAUUUGGAGUGUUGCACUCGAAGUACACAGAUGGAAAGAUAGAUUCAAAAGAUGUGGUCGUGGCUCAAGCUCUGAGUGGCCUUCUGUUUUCUAUCUUUAGUGGACAGCAUCUUGUAGUGAUUACUACUACUAUUCCCGUCGUCAUCUACACAAAGAUUGUCUAUAUUAUUAGUCAGAACUGGGAUGAUGCAGACGGAAGUUUCUUCCAAACGUUCUACAUGAUGACAGGUAUCAGCAAUGCAUUCUUCUUGAUUCUGUAUGCUUUUUGUGGUGCUAGCAAGAUCAUGGCAUAUUGCUCCCGCUCAACUGAAGAAAUUUUAGAACUUUUCAUAUCAGUUGCUUUCAUUGUAGAUUCGGUGAAAUUUCUAAAGGAGGAGUUCUCACAAAACUACUGUUUUGACACAGAAGAAGUAUUAAAUGUAACAAAAAGAGCAGCUGCAGAGAUUAUAGAAUGUGAUCCCACCAGACCAAUCUUAACACUUCUACUGAUCUGCUUAACUGUAUACGUUGGAGUUCAGAUCUUCAACUUCAAGAACAGUCCGUACUUAACAGCUGGCAAACGGCUACUUGUAGCAGAUUAUGCCCUCGUUGUUGCAGUUGCUGCUGGUGCUUUUGUUGGCAGUUAUUGCUUCCAAAACAUAGAGCUCACUAAGUUUGUUGUCGACGAAGACAAGCCUUUGUUCAAGAUCGUUGACUUCCGCAGGCCCCCUGUCAUGUCGGUGCUUGCAGCCAUUGGUCUUGGUUUUGUGGUUUCAUUCUUGUUUUUCAUGGAGGGUAACAUCUCAGCGAGUAUUGUGAACAAGCCAUCUAAUAAACUGAAAAAGGGUUCCUCGUUCCACUAUGAUAUGUUUGUUACAGGUGUGAUCAACGCUAUUUUGAGCAUUUUCUGUCUCCCUUGGCUUCAUGGAGCUUUACCUCAUUCGCCACUCCAUGUGCGUGCUCUAGCUGAUAUAGAGGAACACAUAGAAAAUGGUCAUGUCACUGAAACCAUAGUCUAUGUUAGAGAAACUAGGCUCACUACCCUGGUAGCUCACAUCUUCAUUGGAGCAUCUGUCCUGAUGAUUCCUUAUCCUUUAAACCUGAUUCCCAUCCCUGUACUGUAUGGUUUAUUUGUAUUCCUGGCAGUCACCUCCCUGGGGGAACUCCAGAUUUGGGAGAGGUUUGUGUUGAUAUUCACUGAGCAGAGUCUCUACCCACCCUUUCACUACGUCAGGAAGGUUCCCCAGAAGAUCAUCCACUGUUUCACUCUUCUCCAGAUGAUGCAGCUCACUGCUCUGUGUCUGGUGUCUUUUGGAAAUUCCGCCUAUCUGAAGAUGUUGUUCCCUUUCAUCAUAGUCUCGCUGAUCCCUAUCCGGGAAUGGGUUUUACCCAAGAUCAUUUCAAAGAGACAUCUGUUGGCCCUUGAUGGUGACCAUUGAUCCCUGAACAGAUGAACUGGAUACUAUACUACUAUACUACUAUACUAGUAUACUGGAUACUAUACUACUAUACUCUACUUUCUGAAGCUUGAGAGAUUUAGAAGUACAGCCGAUUGUAACCUCCAAGUUGUUGCGGCUCAUUAUUAUUUAAAACGUGAUUGAAACUACAAUGAUACAACGAAUUAAGCAAACAAUUAUGGGUUUAGAUAGGAUGAAAAUUUGGUUAUAAGUAUGCAAAACGAGGACUAAUCGAUAUUCGAUUGUUUUGAAGAAAAAUAAAUUCUCGGGAAAGUAUUUUGACUAUAUCUGUGCAUCAUCAGUUGGAAGCAGUUUUUGAUAAGAUAAAAUAUUAUCUUGUCCACGUAUUUGUUCCCGUAUUUAAGUUUCUCGCAUGUACAUUGUACAAAGACCUAUAUGCUCACUCAUCCCUUUUUGUAGGGUAUAUUUAUCAGUGUAAUAUGUGUAACUUUAUGUCGUAUUUGUGCAGUCAGAGAGCGAAGGUUUCUGUUAGUUUUGACUAUAGGUCAGAGUUUAGCUUCUUCAAAGGGAGAGCCAAACAUUUGAAAACAUUUGAAAACAUUUGAAAGAAGGAAUGUUACUGCCUUAUUUUCUACACGAAAUGCCCAACGUCAAACGUUGUUCUACUUUAUAUAGAUUAAAUAUUUGAUUCGAUUCCAUUAAAAGGAUAAAAAUAAUUUACCACGUACAUUAAUUAAUAAUUUAAGGAGUUAUAAUUGUGGUGCGGUAAGAUUAUGAUUAUUUUGAAAUCUUUGAGUUUAUCCGAUCCUAUUUGAAAUAACAUGACAUGCAUGACCGAACACUAAAGUGUAGGCUUUUUCAUCGUGAACAAAAGAACUGUAAUUAUUUAUUUUCAUAAUAUCAUAUCUAUCAUGAUAUUAUCCAUAUUUCAUGCAUAUUUCAUGCAUACUACCUGUUUACUUGUUUAGUUGUUUUUAAUGUUUUAGUUGACUUUUUUAAAUUCUUCAAAUUAUUAUUGCGGUUAAUUUGUUUCCAUGAAUUACAUUGUGGGUUGAAAAUGUAAAGUAUCAGAUAAAAUUGCAUGAUAGAAACUCCCUGAGUCACUAAAUCGCAUGAUCAAGCUAAUACCUGUACAGUGUACCUAUGUAUACAAAGAAGUCAUGUUUACCUCUGUUUCUGAAAUCGGUAUUUACAUUUCCUUUUCAGAAUAAGAGUGCUCUGAAGUCUGAAGGCGUUAGUAGCGCAGUUAAAAAUUCAAAUUAUGUGUAUUCUCACAUUAUGUGUAUUACAGCAUGUUUUUACGUGGUUUUUUAUUAUCUGUGAUUUUAACAAAAAAGAUUCUAUCUGAUUCAUUGGCUACAAAUUAAUUUGAUA
This is a messenger RNA of Bolinopsis microptera, 4042 nucleotides long. RefSeq names its product solute carrier family 4 member 11-like. Gene Ontology annotation, molecular function: solute:inorganic anion antiporter activity. The record is from RefSeq and is a predicted model, not a curated record. Lineage: Eukaryota; Metazoa; Ctenophora; Tentaculata; Lobata; Bolinopsidae. Gene Ontology annotation, biological process: transmembrane transport; monoatomic anion transport; monoatomic ion homeostasis. The transcript has 3 exons. The coding region runs from base 2 to 2689 and encodes 895 amino acids. Gene Ontology annotation, cellular component: plasma membrane; basolateral plasma membrane.